GGAGCCACCCGAGUGCGAUCAGCUGACGAUCGUGCUUGACAUUUCGUGCGCGCGAUAAUCGGCGUAUUUUUCAGCCUGCGACCGCGUCACACGGCAGGCAGCCUCCUUUUUUCGCAACUCUGGACCCGAUCCUCGUCAAGUCGCUCACUUGAGGCCCGAGGUGUGAAGAGUGAUUUGAAGCGCCAGCAGCGACAUCUGUCAAUUUGUCUGUCAAGUUUAUUUUCAAGAUGACUACGGUGGAGCGUCGACACAUUUUUCUCCGGCCGAACUAGAGUUAAAUAUGCCAUAAUACCGAAUUAUCAGUUUUCAAAAUUGGCAAUAUUUCCAUUCCUGUUAAAAAACGUACGAUCAUCAUGGAGUCAAACAAUAAAGAGGCAAUAUGUAAAAGAUUUGUCUCGAAAUAAAUACAUUACUACACCCAUUUUUUAUGUGAAUGCUGGUCCUCAUAUCGGACACUUGUACAGUGCUGUUUUGGCUGAUGCAAUUACUCGAUACAACACCAUGUUGGGCCACAAAACAUUCUUGACCACAGGCACUGAUGAGCAUGGUAACAAAAUUAAAGCUGCUGCAGCUGCAGCGGGUCUGCCAAACCUCGAGUACUGUAAUAAUAUUUCGCAGCAAUUCAGGGAAAUGUGCGAUAGGUUUGAAGUGGAUUAUUCGCGUUUUAUUAGAACUACAGAAAAGCAACAUUAUGAUGCAGUGCAUCACUUUUGGAAACGGCUGGAGGAAAGAGGGCAUAUCUAUCUAGGAAAGUAUUCGGGGUGGUACUGUGUAUCAGAUGAAGCGUUCCUGUCUGAUACAGAGUUGGUGGAGCAGAGAGAUCUUACUGGUAAAAUAAUCAAAGUCUCCGCGCAGUCAGGAAAUACGGUAGAAUGGACGGAAGAGGAGAAUUACAAGUUUCGUCUUAGCGCAUUUCAAGAUGAUCUCAGGCAUUGGCUCAAAGAUGAAAACGUAAUUAGACCAGCAUUGUAUCAUAAAAUAUUGUCGGAGUGGAUAGAAGAAGGUACAUGUUUACAAGAUUUAAGCAUCACUAGAAUCAGGAAUAAAGUGCCAUGGGCCAUGCCUUCUCCAUGCGAUGAGUCUCAUUCAAUAUACGUGUGGAUGGACGCUUUAAUAAAUUAUUUAACAGCCUUAGGAUAUCCAGAUGAAUCAUUCAAAGAAUUUUGGCCACCUACUAUUCAAGUAAUAGGAAAAGAUAUUUUAAAGUUCCAUGGUGUUUAUUGGCCAGCAUUCUUGAUAGCAGCGGGUCUUGAGCCUCCAAAAACGUUGCUGUGUCAUGCUCAUUGGACCGUUGAUCAUCAGAAAAUGUCGAAAUCAAAAGGAAACGUGAUCUCACCGUUUGAGGCUGCAACUAAUUAUUCAGAAGAUGGAUUACGAUACUUCAUUCUCAGAGAAGCUGUGCCGCAGAAUGACGCAAAAAAUUUUUUUUGUGCUGUAGAUUACAGUUCAAAAAAGAUUGUCAAUGUAUUAAAUUCCGAACUGGCGGAUACAUUAGGCAAUUUAGUCAAUCGUUGUGCGGGUAAAACGAUCAAUCCGUCUAAAGAGUUCCCCGAUCCGGCAAAAUACUGGAACGUAUUGCAGUCUCAGGUGGCCGACGAAACCAGAAAAGCUUUAGAAUCCGUAGGGAGGAGAGCACGCGAAAGUUACGAAGAAUACAAUUUGCAUCAUGUCGUAGACGCGGUUAUGAGUAUGCUUCAUUGUGCGAAUAAAAUGGUAGACUAUCACGAACCUUGGAAGCUGAGAAAGCAGGUCGACGAUGCAGAUUCGAUUAGGGAACUCAAAGCUGUAAUAUCAUUUGCUCUGGAAAGUAGCAGAAUAGCUGCUUUAAUAUUAUAUCCAAUUACACCAAGAUUGAGCAGUAACUUGCUCGAUUUUCUGGAUAUCCCGAGAGAGAAUCGCACGUGGACGGAUACCGUGCCUAAAUUCUUCAACAACAGUGGCGUGAAAGAAAGAUAUAUUGAGUGUAACAAUGUAAUAUUGUUUAAGAAAAUAAGGAGUCAAUAAAUAUCUAUUAUUUGUUCGGAAUUUCGAUCGAUAAGGAAAUGUGUGGUAGUUUUCUAUAUUCUUUGUGUAAAAAUCUCAGAGUGUGUGAUGUGAUAAAAUUGCAUAGUGAAAGUUAUAUACCUCAAUUAUAUGUUGUGUAUGAAUUACAAUGAGAAGAUAUUUUGUAGAAGUACUAUUCGUUAAUUUAGAAUUUUAUAUUCACAGCUUAAAAAUUUUCUGCUAUUGUAGAUAUAAUAAGCAUAUAUAAGUGUUUGUUUUUCGUAUCGGUUUGUGUUUCCUACGCUUUGAUGGGAUACAGGAAUUAGUAAGAAAUCGCAAAUCAGAUACUCUUGUCGAAGUCUUAUAAUCUAAUAUAUUUACAGAGAACGGUCAUUCGAAUAUAUCAGUAAUAUACAUCAACAAAUCAACAUUGCGCCGAGCCGAUUGGAGAGUUUUAAACAUCGUUCCUUCAACCGUUCUUAUACAAUCCACAACAACGUAUACAUUUGUGCACUCAUUUUCUUUCGUUAUCCCCCCUACCUCCUCUCGCGCCGAAUCGCAAUGCGCUUUGUAUCGUAGAUAUAGAUGUACCAAGGAAGCUCGACGGAUCCUCGCGAACGCAAAUUGGUUCGUGACUACUUCCUUCCGCUCGGAUAUGUGAUGCAAAAUUGAGUUUUAGAUUCGACGGGUGCUCGACGAUUUUCGAUUUCGCGUAUAUAUCUGAUAAGCGCGUCCAUAAUUCUGAGAUGUUGCGUUUCCGCGAGCAUCUUUCUCUCUUUCUCUUUGUGUUUCUCUCUUCGCGCCCCGUCAAAUAGAAAAAUAAUUAAAUGGCUAUUUACAAGAUGGAAAAUGAUUUCUGUAGUUCACACGGCAUGCCGUUUGCGUUGACCUAUUGCUAUAAAGUUUUUUUUUU
Formica exsecta is the source of this 2896-nucleotide messenger RNA. It is a transcript of the gene MetRS-m, whose product is annotated as methionine--tRNA ligase, mitochondrial. The transcript has 7 exons. Bases 502 to 2004 code for a protein of 500 amino acids. The record is from RefSeq and is a predicted model, not a curated record. NCBI's taxonomy places the organism in Eukaryota, Metazoa, Arthropoda, Insecta, Hymenoptera, Formicidae. Gene Ontology annotation, biological process: methionyl-tRNA aminoacylation. Gene Ontology annotation, molecular function: ATP binding; methionine-tRNA ligase activity.